Bombus huntii is the source of this 4817-nucleotide messenger RNA. It is a transcript of the gene MAN1, whose product is annotated as inner nuclear membrane protein Man1. Gene Ontology annotation, cellular component: nuclear inner membrane. NCBI's taxonomy places the organism in Eukaryota, Metazoa, Arthropoda, Insecta, Hymenoptera, Apidae. The transcript has 11 exons. The coding region runs from base 603 to 3083 and encodes 826 amino acids. Gene Ontology annotation, molecular function: chromatin DNA binding. The record is from RefSeq and is a predicted model, not a curated record. Gene Ontology annotation, biological process: negative regulation of BMP signaling pathway; nuclear envelope organization.
CAUUUCGAAAUAUGCUGUUCCAAAAAUCACAAAUCAAUGAUGUGUAUGUAAAUCAUUGAAAAAUUUUCCUGAAUUAAUAAAUUUUCAAUAUUUUGUCCAUUAAUCAUAUGAAUAGAAAACUCAAUCAUUACAUUAUUAUUUAAAAUAAUUAUACAAUAAAUUGCAAAAAGAAAACAGCUUUAACGUUAAAUUGAUUUUCAACGAGAGAAAUUUGAAUGAAAAAAAUUAUACCAAACCGUGAGUUUCGAGUAAGGUUAUCUUGAUAAAUUUUAUUCUAUGACUAUGGAUGACAGGGUUGAGUAGCGUGAAAUGGUGUUGAACGAGUAUGCGCGUGAUCACGACCGUUAGAAAAUUGCGCCAUUUUUUAGUUGUAACUAAGAUCAUUUUCUAACAUUUUUUGGUAUCAUGGUGAAAUAUUCAUGAUAUCCUGAGAAGUGGGACACGUGUGGUUUAGUGAUAGUGUGAAUUUUCCAAUUGCACGACUGCCCUUGGACAAAACUCGUCACUACGCUUCAUAGAAGUAGCUAGCAAAAGCUUCGCGCACGAGGCAACAUUUUCUACCGGGUUCAUUUGAGAAAAGCCGCUUUUUGACUGUAAACAAAAUGUCGGUGGAUGCCCUGAGCGAUGCGGAAUUGCGUAGCAAACUGAUGGAGUACGGGUAUCCAGUGGGCCCGGUAACACAAACCACUAGAAAGAUUCUCUUAAAGAAGCUAAAAAAUCUCAUGGAAACUCGAGGCGGCACAGGGUCACGACAUUCAUUGGCUGCCAGGUACAGCAGUGAGGAUACAGAUGAUGACACAAGUACAACGACUAGCAAAAAGAAGAAGACUACAGUGAGUAGUAGAAGGCAAACUUUAGCAAAUCCUAUGCCACCACCAGCAGUAGCAGCAUCCUCAGGUGUAAACAUAUCAAAAAAUCCAGUUAAAGAUAAAAUAACACAUCCUGAAUUUAAGGAUCCUACAGUGCCAGAUUAUGAUAGUUCUUCGCAAUUCACAACUCGUACGAUAACAAAAACUACAAAAAAAUAUAUGAAAACUAGUAAGACAUCAAGUGUAACAGAUGGUUUGGAGACUGGUUCAGAUUCAGAUGUUGUUGAAGAAGUAAUUAAACCAUAUUCCCCAUUAAUUAAGUCAUACUCCCCACCUAAAUCAUAUUCUCCACCUAAAUAUUUGUCAAGUAGUGGAAAAUUUAAUGAGCCUAGAACAUAUGAACAUAAUGUUUCUGAUCAAGAUCAAGGUUUAAAACCUUAUGAUUCAAAAUCGAGAUCUAUUCAUACGAUAAAAGAUAAUAAGUAUAGUGAACCACUCUUUGAUUCUAAUAUUUCUCCAAUACACUCGAUCAAUGAAGAUGUGUGUACGAAAUCAGACACAAAUCAAAGAGAUAUUUUGGCAAAUUAUGAAACACCAUUCCUAUCAGAAUUUACAAGGAGACUUAGUUCAAGGUCUACUAAUUUACCAUCUUCUUCUUUAUCUAGCUUAAAAAGUCCAUCAUCGCGUUUUACAUCAAAUUUACCAGAUCUAAAAGAAAAAGAUUCAAAUGGUCAUUUUUCUUCCCUAAGAUCGUUAUAUCCAACAUCCAGUUCAAGUUCCAGGCAUACAACAUCAUUCGCCGACAGAUCUCGAGAUACAGUGAAUAGAAUGUUUAAACCAUCAUCUACAAAUAGGGAAGAUAUACGAAAUAACCACAAUAUGGUGUCUGUAAUUUUGGUAGUGGUACUUGCUUUAUUUUUCGGGAUUCUUGCUGUUAUAUACAUGGGACUUGGUGGAAAAGCAGAGACCUUUCCAUCACUUUCAACGGAUAGCAACAUACCAUUAUGUUUUGUUGGAGAUGACCGUGAAGCGCCUGGAGCUAGCUGUGUAAUGAAAGAAAAUGUAGAUUCUGUAUUACAAUUGUUGAAGCGACUUCAACCGAUUUUAACGAAAAAGGCUGUGUCCAUGAUAUGCGACAAUUCCAGUGAAACUCCUUAUUUGACCGAUUCAGAGAUCAUGCAAAUGUUUACAAAUAAUAAAGUGAGGAGUUUAGAGGUAAAAGAAGAUUUGCAAAACGCACAAUUACUCGUCAUAAAGAAUCCUAAAUGGGGCAUUUCUCUCAUAGAUAUAAGUGACGAUAGUGGAAACUCUGGUGACAUUUUGGAUUCUUUGGAUAAAUUAUUUUCUACUCGUCUAAGUGGGAAAGUCGGAAUGGUGAUUAUGAAUCCUGAGUUGCCGAUGCAAUGUCUUAUCAAGAAUAAGCUUUUCACCAUAUUCUCCUCCCUUCUAAUUGUGUCACUUGGCGUCCUAGCAGCUAUAGGGAUGCAGAAAUUAUUCGUUUGGUAUAUAAGGUAUAAGAAAAGUACCGAGAGAGAAGUGUUUAAACUUGUUAGUGACAUUAUUAACAUGGUCGAGAUGCACCAUCAAAAUGCGGCAGUUGCAUCAUCUGGCGGCACUACGCAAGAAAGUUUUCUUGCCAUAAAUCAUGUACGUGAUAAUCUUAUACCCCCGAAAGAUCGAAAAAAGAUGGCUGGACUUUGGGAAAAAGCAGUUAAAUUUUUGGACGAAAAUGAAUCCAGAAUUCGAAGAGAAGUACAACAAGUUUCGGGGGAAGAAUUUCAUGUGUGGCGUUGGUUACCUAACAACAGUCUUAACAAAUCAAAUAGCCAGAAUUUUGUUCUAAAUAAAAAGUCUAAAGUAUGGCAAGGUCAAGCAUUUGAAACAAUGGAAGGUUCUGUCAAUAGUUUGACUUGUUCGCCGACACCCUGCUUGAAGAUAAGGCAUAUGUUUGAUGCUGAUGUAGAGUUUGAAGAUGAUUGGGAAACAAAGGUACAAGAUGCUAUUUUAGAGAAAUGCGGAGAGGGCGUGAAAAUUCUUCAUAUCCGUAUAGAUCGUGGUAGUCGAGAAGGUUGUGUAUACAUGAAGUGUAUGUCACAAGAAGAUGCAGGGAAAGCUUAUAGGGCUUUACAUGGAUGUUGGUUUGAUGGUCAUUUAGUAACUGUGAAGUACCUGAGAUUGGAGAGAUAUUACGAAAGAUUUCCAGACGCACGUCGUUGUACAACGCCGUUGAAGCCAAGUAAUAAUCAACGAUUAUCUAUGCAAGCUGAUUACUAGUAGAAAUGCCAUGUGGAUGUAAAAUGACAAAAUACCUCUUUGCUUGUAUACAUAUGAAUAACAAGCAGAAUUUGAAUUUUCGCCGCUGAAAUGAUUGUUUGCGGACCAGAAUUCGUGAGACUUCUAUUUUUUGCUCUAUAAGAGUAUAGAACUUCAUACUAUCGCGCAGAAAUAUAGAGUCUGUGAAGAACUCGCAAUUGUGUGAUAGAAUUCUAAGAAUCGAAUAAGCAAAGACUUUUUUAUAAGCAUUUUCAUUUUGAUUUUGUAACGUGUAUAUUAUUAUGUUCUAUCACCUUUUUUAAGGUAAGAAAGUCGAAAAAGAAUACGAGACUCAACGAUUAUACUAUUUAUAAUACUGCUGUAAAGUAAGUGUGGAGACGUAAUUUUCAGCGCUGCAUUUUGUAAAAGUUUUUCAAGUAGCAAUAUACAAUGUUGAUAAUAUGUAUAUCUAAAUUUCUGUGCUAUGUGAUAUACUUUCCUUGUGCGUUAAAGAAACGUUAAUUUGUCGCAUAAUAUUUAAUCCUCCCACAUAUGGCAAUAGUUUUUCUCCAAAUUAUUAACGAUGCUUGCACCUUAUUAACAUUCAAUGAAUUAGAACAAUAAUACAUUAUAUUCAUUCACAACAUUAGUUUAUAGUUGAACUUGACAGAUAUGAAUUAAUUAAAUAGUAUAUACUUUUUAGACAAAUGAUACAGGAAACAACUGAUUUUGAAUUUUUAAAGAGUUGUUUUCUGUUACUCUUACUAAUAAAUUUAUUUAUUUUAUUUUAGUAGACGAGUAUUGUAAAAUACAGUUUAUUUUAAAUUUUGUAAUAUUAUUUUUAGUACUUUCUUUUACGCACGAUAUCGCAUGACGACGUAUAUUGCUACUUAAAAUAAUGAAUAAAUUAAAUUUUUGUAUUUUGUGUACUUUCUAACGAUUUUUGAUAUCUAUAUAUGUUUCUUAGAAGUGAAGUCUGUGUACAAUAUCAGACUUCUUUAAAUUAUUUACCGUUACAUUUUUUUCAGAAUAAAUAAUAUCACAGAGAUAUAAAUUUAUUUAGUUUUUUAACUAAAAGAUUUAAUGAAAAUAAUAUACUGUCGAAAAUAGUACUACAGUACAAACUAAGGUCAAUAGAAAUCAAUAUUUUUUUUUAAAUAUUCAACAUAAUUUAUCUAUUGAAAACAUUUCACAAAUCUCUUUUUUUAAUCAUGCAUUAUAUUUUGACAUGUUAAAUUUAACAAUGUUUGAUAUAUAAAGAAACUUAGUUAUAUCAACAUUUUAUAAUGUAUACAAAUCACAAUAAUACUAAUGAGCAAAAUAUAUGUACAACUUUAUUCAAUUAAUGUGAUUUUAACAAAUGAGAUAUACAGAAUAUUUAAAGAUAAAACAAAAUAAAACAGCACAUAAGAAGUAGUAUCUUUAAUGAGACAUCUACAAUUCUAAAGUGCACAAAAUUCUUAAAAGAAAAAUAGUUUUUGAUAACUAUAAUACAACACAAUACAUUUAAUAAUAGUUACAUUGUAGUAACAAUAAACAAUUUCUAUUCAUAAUGAUUUCAAGAUUAUCUGAUGUGUGUUUAUAUUUUAUAUAAUUUAAUUUCUGUAUAUUCACUGUGUAAUAAUAGUAUUACCUCUUAGUUAUACAUACAAGUUGAAUAAGUUUUACCUUUAAGAAAAACUUAGCUCGCCUUAAAUUUUUAUGUAUUAAGAGGAAUUUAAAAAAAUUUUAAUAAACAUGAAAUUCUACAUGAUA